AACUUUUUUAGGGAUCUAUUAUACUCUGGUGGCAAUAUCUGUGUUGAUGAACGUAAACGUAGAAUGCUCUGUGUCCUUUGAAUACUAAAAGAAACUAUAUGACAUUUUAAUGAGGUACGCUAAUGCAAAAUACCUGGUGCUUCUACCGAAGAUACGGGUCCAACCAUGUAUUGGUGGAUGCUAGUACGAUGCUGAGUUAAUCUCGGUAGCGAGUAUAAAAAGCAUAUACCAUCAGUAGUUCCCUUCAGCUUUCUAUUGUGGAUCCACGAAAGUGUUUCACAGCAGUCGCACGAGGUAGGCGUUUUAUGCACGUGGCUCUGUAGCGGAUAAAAGGAGUCUUUCCACUUAUCACUUAACCCAAAAUCUUAUCAAAACUGCAAAGGGGUCUUACCUUGCACGAGUAUAGUUCAUCUUGUGUUAUUCGUAUACGAUAAAGACAGUAACAGGCAACAGAUUCAAAUUCCCUUUUUGUUUCAAUGGACACUAGGAGCCAUGGGCCAGAUUCGCUGUUAAAGCACAAUUAGGCUACACCGAUAGUUUUUUCCAGUUGUUUUAUUCUGAAGUGAUUUAAUUAUUUAAAUUGGUUCCUGUAUCGUUUUGGCUUUAUACAUGUAAUACCAAGGAAAAGUACUACAAAAUAAAUGUAAACCAGUAAAAAUAUUGAGCAGCCCUAAAUAUUGAACAGAAAAUAGACUGCAUGUCAACAUAUAGGCGAUGGUUAAAGUUACGUUACUUUGGAACGGCAGUCGAUGAGGUCCACAACACGGUUUUAAUGGUGGAAUAUAAUGUCUUUUUUGCAAAGUUUACUAAAAUAACAGUUUGAAAAUGUUCUAUAGAAUUGUUUUUGGUUGGUUGAUGGUGUGUGUAAGAAAUGUAGUUUAUGAACCCUUAUUUGAACAGGUCUAUUGACUGAAAAUGUAGUGUAAUACUUUGUCUUGUAAGUGACAUGCAGCAAAUUAUGCCAGGGAAAGAAGCAUGUGUGCAGUUUAAAGCUCAAACAAAAUGAUGAGAUGUAGACCAGGCCUGUUCAAUCCUGUUACCACCCUGUAGGUUUUCUCUCCAACCUGAAUUUUGCACACCUGAUUCUAAUAAUGACCUGGAUGAAGAGCUAAGUCACAACUUGGGUUGGAGAGAACCUACUGGAUGGUAGAUCUCCAGGACCAGGAUUGUGCAGCCCUGAUCUAGUCAUUCAGAAUACAAAUAAUUUAGAUUUGGGAGUAUCAAAUUGGCUGGUAAGAUUGACAGUUUUACCUGCCAAUAGCUAACUUAACCCAAAAGAGCAUUUUGUUGACAAUUACUACACUAAAUUGUUAUUCGUAUGACAAAAAUGUGACCAAAAAAAGCCAACGUUAACACUGGCAUACAGCUACCCGGGAGGGGUGGCCGUCUGAGGAUUGGGCUAGUCUUCUGGCUCCACUCCUGACUGGCAUGGCACUAGUGGCUUAUUUCAACCUCAACCCCAGAGACAGUACAACUUACGACAGGCAUGAGGCGUAGAUAUUAGCUUGUUAUGAGAUCACCCCCAGGGACAUGGUCGUCAAGUAGCAUCUGUGGCAGUUCUAGAGAGAGGAACCAGUGAGAGACCUGUCGCAUGCUCUGGUUAGGCCAGAAGACUAGCCAGCGAGGGAUAUCAACCACACCCUAGUCCACGUCCUAGGCCCUCGUUUUGGAUAAGGCCCUCUGAGAGCUUCCGGCUUAUAUUUAGGUGGUCUGCAAGCAAAUCCAAGCUAGAUUCCACAGCCCACAUUUUACCGCAGGAGUUUGGUCCGUCAGACACAGGCGGCUGGUUCUCCAACACUGCCCUCCAGCGAGGCGCCUAUCAGAGCCAGGGAGGGUGCAGCAAGAGGAGUCAGUGCCUCACGUGCAUGGGCUGGGGACACAAGGUGUAGCGGUUUUCCUCUGUUGUCCACAUAUACAUGUGCACCGUCGGGAUCGCCUCCGGAUGGGCCCAGGUGGAGCCGGCGACAGGUCAAAAUGGAGCGGCACUGCCAGCCGGUUGAGGGUGAGCAGCAGGGCGAAACCCUCAAACAGUAACCAGCAACACACACCUUCCCUUGUGAGACAGGACUCUGGCAGCACAGCGGGGAGGAAUCCAGGUCAACCAGAGCUCAGGGCACUACUAUUACGGUGUUCCUGCAGUAGGUGCUACAGAACCUUCUCCGGGAGUGGGGACGGGUGCGCGUCGUUUCCUCCGUCCGGCCCACGGUUGUGGAGUUGCAUGAGGCCAGGGUCAGCCAGGUAUCAUACCUCAUACGGGGGGUGACGCCAGUGGAUGAGGUAACAAAGUUAAGUUAGAACCCUACAUGGAUGAGAAAUUCAUCUCUCGUGCAUUUGCCACCAUGGGAGAGCUUGUGGUGGGGGUGAGAAUAAUCAGGAACAAGAUGAACUGGGGAGCGGCAGGCUAUUGCUUUGUUGAGCUGGCCGAUGAAGCCACAGCUGAGAGGUGUCUCAGGAAAGUGAAUGGGAAGCCUCUCCCCGGAGCCACACCGCCAAAACGGUUCAAACUAAACCGUGCCACAUACGGAAGACAAGGAGAGAGCCGAGGUGGCUACUCAGACAACAGGUACAAUCAGUUGUACUCAUACAACAAUAACCAGUACUACCAACAGUACCCUAACUACUACUCCAACUGGGGCUAUGACCAUAACACAGGCAGCUACAGUGGUUACAACUACAACCAGUAUGACUAUAGCAACCAGGGUUAUGAUGAGACUGAAGAUAAUGGACUGGAGGACCCCAUGGUGGCUCUGGAUGUAGUGGCAUCCAACAGGCAGUACAUAGAGGAGAGUGAGGAGUUGUACGAUGCUCUCAUAGACUGCCACUGGCCUACCCUGGAGCCUCCUCUUUGUACCACCACCCCUUCCAAGGCAUAGUAGACAGUCGGACAUUCUCAACCUCUCAAUGUGAAUAUGGGAGCCCAGUGAGAAGGUUAAAAAAGAAACAGUUACUGUUCUGAAGUGUCCUGAAGUUUUGAGGUGAGCUCCGCUAAGCCAACAGACCAGUGUGUGUGAUCCACGUACUCUGCUGCAGUGACUGAAAGGAUGUCCCCCUGAAUUUUUCUUUUUAAUAUCUAUAUUUUAUUCCUCACUCCCCCUGAUUUCUUUUGGGUUUUUGGACACUUCUUUCCAGUGGGCCAGAAAAAAAAUGGCACUUGGCACUUGUAAUCACACUGUCAAAUACUGUGGUGCUAGUUUAAGCUGCUAUAUUUUCCACAUCCCAAGUUUACUUUUUCAUGUAUUUAUUUUUCAGUAUGACAUCCUAUUCAACCUACUGGUUUUCAGUCUAGGAUCACCUGCUUCCUAUUGUGUGGAAGAGUGUAUAGUAUUUUUUAAAAACUUUUCUCCUUGUUAUACUGUAGUUUAAAAGCUAAGGGACAGAUAGGAUUGUUGUCAAAUGCCUCUUAUUCGGCUCUGUAAAUAUUUAUCAACAAAUGACAUUGUAGAGAUGUGUGUAUUCAUUUUCAAUACACCUGUAACAUUUAAAAUCAAUUGUCAUUAUAAAUGUAUAAAUGCUUCAUCAAUUAUAAAUGCUUGUUUUACAUAGUGUGCAAAUGAUAUUUGACUGUUAUUAUAAAGUGUAUCUGUUUAA
This is a messenger RNA of Esox lucius (northern pike), 3588 nucleotides long. Its product is annotated as tRNA selenocysteine 1-associated protein 1-like. The record is from RefSeq and is a predicted model, not a curated record. Lineage: Eukaryota; Metazoa; Chordata; Actinopteri; Esociformes; Esocidae. Gene Ontology annotation, cellular component: nucleus. Gene Ontology annotation, biological process: selenocysteine incorporation. Gene Ontology annotation, molecular function: tRNA binding. The transcript is spliced from 7 exons. Bases 2304 to 2873 code for a protein of 189 amino acids.